UGAGGUUCCCAAAGCGUGCUGCACAACCACCAAGCUCAGUCCCAUCUCUGUACUCUUCUACGCUGACAACAACAACGUGAUCCUAAAGAAGCAUCGCAACAUGGUGGUCAAGACCUGUGACAAUGCCUGUGACACCAGUGGUAGCCCAUCUAUCUAUUCUUAAUUUUAAUCAACUUAAUUGCCAUUGUUCCAAAAGAAACAAAGAGGGUAAAAUAACUUGCAACCAGCAAUAAUCUGUCAAUAUGCUGAUAAAUAGUAUGUAUCUAAUAUAUUGAUUUUGAGUCAGAGUGGUAUAUGAACAACACCCAUUGGACCUAUAACCAUACUUCACUUUUGAUUAACUAAACUAUUCAAAUCUACAGUAAUUCAGAUAAUUACAUCACCCCUUCAUGUCAUAUAUUCUGUGACCAAUCAAAGCUGUAAAGUACUGUAUCAUAAGUAUAUCAAUGCUAAAUUUCUGCCCUUUUGAUGACUAUAAUAUCUUUUUGAACCAUGAAUUUGUCAUUGUCUCUUUUAGAAGUACUAAACAUGGUUUGCAAAAAAUAAACGUUUUUCUUCUUCUUUAAUCAUACUUUUAACCAGUACAAGUUAGUAACAAUGGAAAAUGGCAACAAACAAAAAAAUGUUUGGCCAUUUUUGUAUGUACAGUGUAACAAAUACACAGUGAUGUAUGUCCUUGUCAACAGAUAUCUGGAGGACUGUAUACGGCUAUAUUUGUAAUAAACUAUACUGAACAAAAAAACGCAACAUGUAAAAGGUUGGUCCCAUGUUUCAUGAGCUGAAGUUAAAGGUCCCGGGAAAU
Messenger RNA from Salvelinus fontinalis (brook trout), 802 nucleotides. RefSeq names its product bone morphogenetic protein 8B-like. The record is from RefSeq and is a predicted model, not a curated record. Gene Ontology annotation, biological process: SMAD protein signal transduction. Gene Ontology annotation, cellular component: extracellular region. Gene Ontology annotation, molecular function: cytokine activity; growth factor activity. Lineage: Eukaryota; Metazoa; Chordata; Actinopteri; Salmoniformes; Salmonidae.